Trifolium pratense (red clover) is the source of this 1413-nucleotide messenger RNA. Its product is annotated as kunitz type trypsin inhibitor 104-like. The transcript has a single exon. NCBI's taxonomy places the organism in Eukaryota, Viridiplantae, Streptophyta, Magnoliopsida, Fabales, Fabaceae. Bases 221 to 865 code for a protein of 214 amino acids. The record is from RefSeq and is a predicted model, not a curated record. Gene Ontology annotation, molecular function: endopeptidase inhibitor activity.
AGUUGAAUAAUGUGGCAGCUCAUACAAUUCAUCAACCUACCUACCACAUAAUUUAUUUAUUUUUUGAGGCAAUCAUCUUACCACAUGCUUAACAUCUCCACCACUUACCACACAUAAUAUCUAUAUCAUAUCCUAUAAUAAGUACUAUACUAAGUCAUAAAUUGCUUACAAUAUAACACAAUCCAAGAUCCCCUUUUAAAACUCAAUCAUACACAAAACCAUGUCAAACAAAUUUACCAAUAUUGCAACCUUUAGCCUUGUAUUAUGGCUUUUCAUGGCCAUAACAACAUUAGCUCAAUCUGAAGAUGAAAUAGUUCUUGACACAAAAGGUCACCCUAUUGAUAGCCGCAACAAAUAUUACAUAAAACCAGCUAUAACUGAUAGUGGAGGUGUUUUCACUUUGAUAAAUAGAAAUGGUUCAUGCCCUUUAUAUGUAGGUCAAGAAAACACUGAUCUUGAUGAUGGAUUACCUGUUAUUUUCACUCCUUUUGCAAAACAAGAUAGAGGUGUUAAGGUCAAUAGUGACUUUAAGGUAAGAUUUUCAGCUUCCUCAAUUUGUGUACAAUCUACUGAAUGGAAAGUUGGUGAUAGAGAUAGUAAGAGUGGUAGGAGGGUAGUUAUUACCGGUAGUGAUGACGGUUAUGGUAGUUAUUUUAGAAUUGUGAAUACUCAAUUUAACGGUGUUUAUAAUAUCGAGUUUUGUCCUACGGAGGCGUGUCCUUUGUGUAGGUUUGAUUGUGGGACUAUUGGUAGGUUUGUUGAGAAUGGAAAGAUUUUGUUGGCUUUGGAUGGUACCGCGCUCCCGGUUGUGUUUCAGAGAUCAUUUGUUUGUAAGGAUAAUCCUACAAAGUCGGCCGAUAUAUGAAAAUCGCCUAAAACACCGGUGAUGAUGUCGCUCUUCAGACAUUAAAGAUAAUGUAAGGUUGUCCUCGUGACCGAGACAAUGGCCUGGUGAUUGUUGGUUUGAUAAAAAUUAAGGAAAAACAAGUUAGUUUUUCUCUUUUAUUUAAACCGACACUAACUCGACUAUUGUCUCAAAAGUCACAAUAAAGAGGACCGUAAACUUCUACUUCCGAGAUCAACAUUAGUUAUGGUUGAACAAUGAAUAUCGACCGAAUGGUCUAUCUUGCUUGUAUUUGUAGCUUCUAUUUAAGUUUAUGUUUGUAAUGUAUACUUGUAUUUUUAUUCUUCUAAUAGCUUGUUAAUAGUUGGAGCUACCCAUAUUAAUUAUAUAAUUUAGCUCCAAAAUGUAAUGUAUGAAACUUUAGUUUUACUGUUUUGUUAGCAAAAGUAUUCAUGCGCGCUACUGUAUAGACUAAUGUUAGCAAGAUUGGUUAUCUGUGUAAUUAAAAAAAAAAGCUUCUCUGUAUGUGUGAUUCGUAGUGGUAUUUACAAUGAACAAAUUUUACUAAA